Helobdella robusta is the source of this 1026-nucleotide messenger RNA. RefSeq lists its product as hypothetical. Gene Ontology annotation, biological process: triglyceride biosynthetic process. Bases 1 to 1026 code for a protein of 341 amino acids. Lineage: Eukaryota; Metazoa; Annelida; Clitellata; Rhynchobdellida; Glossiphoniidae. The record is from RefSeq and is a predicted model, not a curated record. Gene Ontology annotation, cellular component: endoplasmic reticulum membrane. The transcript has 5 exons. Gene Ontology annotation, molecular function: diacylglycerol O-acyltransferase activity.
AUGGCUGUGAAAAUAUUGGGCAUCGAAUUUGCAAACAUAUUCAAGACCCCUCUCGAAAAAAGGCUGCAAACUUUGGCGGUGUUGAAAUGGACUUACAGCUUCUACUUCCUAGGUGUUACGGGGUUGAUUUUGUUCGUAUGCCUGCUGUUCAGUUCAUAUCAUUAUGUGGCCCUACUAUACGCUCUGUGGUACAUUUAUGAUUACAAAACUGGUGAGAUGGGUGGAAGGGAAGUUCAGUUGUUGAAGACCAGCAGAGUUUGGAGUUAUUUCAGAGAUUAUUUUCCAAUUAAGCUGCACAAGUCAGCAGAUCUCGAUGACAACCAAAACUACUUGUUCCUCUACCAUCCUCAUGGUAUCGCCAGCAGUGCAGCCUUUCUUUGUUUUGCAACGGAUGGAGCCGGAACAUCCAAGCUCUUUCAAGGGUUGAGGUUUCGUCUGCUCACUCUACGAUGUCAUUUCUUGUUUCCGUUCUCGAGAGAGUAUGCUGCUUCUUAUGGAAUCUGUGCAGCUUCUAAAGAAUGCAUCCACCACCUGCUGACGAAUUGUGGCACCAACAAUGCACUGGUCCUCGUCGUUGGAGGCGCUCGUGAGGCUCUCGAAGCCAAUCCUGGAAAUUUCAACUUGGUGCUCAGCAGAAGGAAGGGUUUCGUCAAACUUGCCCUCCAGCACGGAACCCCUCUAGUCCCAGUCUAUUCGUUCGGCGAAUGCGACAUCUACUCACAGACGGUUCCCCCUCCGGAAUCACACCUCUCCAAAUUCCAACAAAAGUUCCUCCAACUUCUGACCUUUUCUCCGCCCAUAUUCCACGGCCGAGGCAUCUUCAACUACACGUUUGGACUGCUGCCCUACCGACGACCCAUCAACGUUGCUGUCGGAAGUCCAUUGAAGCUGCCAACUAUACUGGACCCCACUAGCGAGCAGAUAAAUGAGUGGCACAGGAAGUAUGUUGACCAGCUGGUUGACCACUUCGAAAAGCACAAGUUGCAGUUUGGACUGAAGGAAGAUGACCAUCUCAACAUAUUGUAA